CACGAGUCCAGUCCUGAAUUGACGACCCACCGCAAAUCCUGCCGAGAAUUGCGGAGAGACAUUUAUCUUCCCAGUUUGAAUUUUAUUGUGCACGUUAAAAAUUAAAAUUGAGAUUGACCGGUUUUCAUUUUGUUUGAUUUUGUUUAGCUGACAGAAUUUGGAAGCAUCUUUCUGAGAAAAUGGUGCAGCCUCCAGUCCUCGACAGCGUCAUCGUGGGUGCCGGUUUUGCCGGGUUGUACACCCUCUGGAAACUCCGCGAGUUAGGAUUUUCCACCAAAAUCUUGGAAAUGGGAUCUGAUAUCGGUGGGACUUGGUAUCACAAUCGCUACCCCGGAGCUCGAGUGGACAGCGAAAUUCCAAUCUAUCAACUUUCCAUGCAGAAAGCCUGGUCAAGUUUCGAAUGGAGCGAGAAGUUCCCCGCGAGAGAAGAAAUCCUCCGAUAUUUCGAACACCUCGAUAAAACCCUCGACCUCCGAAAAGACAUCGAAUUCAACACUCUCGUCGUAUCUGCCACCUUUGACGAAUCCCGACAUCUCUGGGAAGUCAAAACUUCGUCUGGAUCAACCAUCUUGGCCACCCAUUUGAACUUAUGUAUCGGGUUUUCCGCUCGAAAAUAUAGUCCCACUUUCCCUGGCCAGGAAACAUUUAAAGGAAAGAUCUUCCACUCUGCCAACUGGCCAAAAAACCAGGACGCCGACUUGACCGCGAAACGUGUCGCCGUGAUCGGCACGGGAGCUUCCGGUAUUCAAAUCAUCCAAGAAAUCGCACCCAUCGUCGACCAUCUCACGGUGUACCAACGAACCCCGAAUUUUGCUUUGCCCAUGCGCCAAACUAAAUCUCGCGACGCCCCCUUCGCCAAUGUAUCCGGUUACGGCGACAUCUUCAAAAUAAUGCCGACCACCUUCGGCGGCAUGAGUAUGGACUUCACCCCGAAAAAGUGGGAUGAAACGAUUCCCCAAGAAAGGCGGGAUCUGUACGAGAAAUGCUAUCAACUUGGCGGCUUCAACCUCUGGUUGUCCACUUAUGUCGAAGUAUUUUUCAAUCAAACCGCCAACGAUGAAGUUUACGCUUUCUGGCGGGACAAAGUGAGACAGCGAGUAAAAAAUGAGGCAACCCGAGAUUUACUUGCCCCUAUGGUACAACCACACCCCUUCGGGACGAAACGACCCUCACUGGAACAAUCCUAUUACGAAGUCUUUAACCAGGAUAACGUCGACCUUAUCAAUGUUAAGGAGUCGCCAAUCCUGGAGAUUACACCGACCGGGAUUAAAACGGCGGAUGGGCGUCACGUUGAGGUCGACGUGAUCGUUUUAGCGACCGGGUUCGACACCAGUACUGGAGGAAUGCUGGAUAUUUCGAUCAAAAAUGGGGAGGGGUUAACCCUCCCGGAAAAAUGGGGGGACGGAACGUCCACAUUUUUGGGGGUGACGAUGCAUGGAUUUCCGAACAUGUACUUCAUCUAUGGACCGCAAGCUUCGACGGCGUUUUCGAACGGACCGACCUGCAUCGAAAUUCAGGCGGAUUGGAUGAUCGACCUGAUGGUGGAUAUGCGCGCAAAGAAGAGGACGCGCGUGGAGGCGGAGAAGGGCGCGGAAGACGACUGGGUCGCGAUGGUGCGGCACAUUUGGGAAAUUAGCUUGUUCUGGAAGGCAGAGUCGUGGUAUCAAGGGGCAAAUAUUCCGGGGAAGAGGAAGGAAGCGUUGAAUUUUGCGGGGGGAAUUCCCGCCUAUAGGAAGGCGUUAGGUGAGUGUAAGGACGAGGGGUAUAAGGGGCUACAAUUUAAGUGAUAGUUUGUAAAAGCAAGUUCAUGACACUCUUAAAAAUAAUGUGAGCCUUUUGAAAAUUAAACACUCAAUUAAAUAUUAAGUAAACCAUGCAUCUUAAAUCUAGGCAUAGUAAAUUUUGCUGUUUAUCAUAAGUUUUUAAAGUUAAACGAGGAGAGGAAAAUCUGUCGAGAAAAGAUUAUCACAAAUUUCUUAUUACUUCUUACAAGGUGUCAAAAGUUAGUGUCAAAAAGCCUAUGAAAAUCAUUGAGGGUAUUCAUAACUCCUUAAUUUUCUUCGUACCGUACAAUAAGUUACGACGGUUAUGAAUGAAAUUUUGUAAGAUUUUGUGCUCGAAAAUCACGUCACUAUGCGAUUUUUACGAAGUUUGAACCCUUGUUUUUCUUCGUAAACUAUUUUAUCAUACUAAAAAUACGAAUAAAAAAUGAAUACCCUGACUGUUUUUUAUGUGGAAGCAUGUAUCUUAAUAAUUAAAUGAGAGAUUAUAGGAAAACAUUUUUCAUAAACUUAAAGCAGGUAAAUACAUAAGAAACUUGAGGUUGUAAAUUUUACGAAGUCCUGAAAGUUUAGGCAGGUACCUGAUGAAUGAGAGAGGUUCUACUUACUUAAUUUCAUAAAAUUGAACGCGUAUUGUCUAGAAAUAAAAUUAUUGUACGCACAUUUUCUCAAAUCUAUUCAUGUUUGUAAAUAUAAAAAGUACAUACGUGUAUGUAAAAAUAUUAGUAUUAUUUAACUAUUGGCAUUGCCUUUGAAGACAAAAUGUUACUAUGUAUAUGUACAUACAUACAUACAAUUAUGAAAUGAAACAAAAAAAAUAAACUCUUGGGUUUACAAAAUAUUUUCAUUAUGUUUGACGUAUUUAUCACAUAUCUAGAUAAUUAUAAGCAUCUUGAGUCAAGAUGCUUAUAAUUAUCUAUUUUUAAGGCUAAAAAAUGCUUGUCAAGAUUCUUGACAAGCAUUUUUAUCAUAGCACAAGAAAAUUGACUCGCAAUUCUUAAUCUGGACCAAAAAAUUACAAAACGAUGUUAGACCAUGUCGAUAACUAGAAAUCAAUAAGAGAAUAAAUAUUUGACCAGAAAAUGCGCAAAAAUUAAUAUAUUUUAUUUGACCUCAUCUAAAAUGACCCAGAUAUAAUAUUUUUAGCUACAAUUUAGACAUCCAUGUUCAACAUACAUGUAAUAUUUCAUAAGUAUUAUAAAAUUUACAAAGUUGACAACUUGUAAA
Messenger RNA from Folsomia candida, 3008 nucleotides. Its product is annotated as baeyer-Villiger monooxygenase. The coding region runs from base 180 to 1787 and encodes 535 amino acids. NCBI's taxonomy places the organism in Eukaryota, Metazoa, Arthropoda, Collembola, Entomobryomorpha, Isotomidae. The record is from RefSeq and is a predicted model, not a curated record. Gene Ontology annotation, molecular function: NADP binding; N,N-dimethylaniline monooxygenase activity; flavin adenine dinucleotide binding. The transcript is spliced from 3 exons.